AUGAAGGACCAGGUGGACUUUGGUAAAUGGUGCUACGUCGUCCGGAGCAAAGGUGUGUUGCAGUGCAUUGUGGGUAGAGGCCUCCUCCUCCUCCAUGGUUACAGCUCCUCCUCCUCCUCCUCCCCUCCUCCUCCUUCCUGUGACUCCAUGUUGGCGUUCUCCUCCUCCGUCUCCUCCUCGUCUGAAGGGAACGGAAACAUCCACCGCAGAUCUCUGUCGCCCUGGAGCUGGAGGUCCACCACGGACAGGAACCGGAUCCCCUCCACGCUCUGGGAGGCCGAGUGCAGCAGCAGCUCCUGCUCCAGUCCCAACAAGCAGAAGGACCGACACAGCCUGAACUCCGUCCCCGUCCAUCAGAACGUCCUGGUGCUGACCCGGACGCCCGGGGGACGCUGCUACACUGCCUCGUACCAGUCCCUGGUUGUGGGCUGCACCUGCGUCAGGGCCAAAACCCACCAAAGCUGAACCAGAACCUGAAGCCCCCUGAACCUGAACUACUUGAAUCUGAACCAACAUAACCAGAAUCAUGUGAACCUGAAGCUUAACCAGAACCAAACCCCAUGAAACAGAACAACCUGAACCAGAACCCUAACCUUCUGAACCAGAACCACCUGAACCAGACCCUAACAUCAUGAAACAGAACCACCUGAACCAGAACCAUAACCCCAUGAACCAGAACCACCUGAACCAGAACCACCUGAACCAGAACCCUAACCACCUGAACCACAACCACCUAAACCACAACCUUCUCAACCAGAACCACCUGAACCAGAACCCGGAAGCUGAACGACCUGAACCAGUAUCAUCUGAUCCUGAACUACUGGAACCAGAACCGGAACUACCGUAACCUGAACUUCCAGAAUCAGAACCAAUUGGAUUCAGGUUAGUUUAUUUAUGAAGCACUGGCUCGGCCUCAGAGGGAUUCAGAUGCAAUGACAGCCGGUGCAGAGCCCGGAGAACUGGGGUCCGUUCUUCUGGUUCUGGAGAGGACUCUGGCUGAGCUGCGGUAAAACCCUGCUGCAGUAUCAAGCCCGCUAAAACCAAACUGAAGUAGAACCAGUCGAACCUGAACCUACAGAAUAAUAUUACAAUACUUCUGUCAUAUUGUGUAACGUCAUAUCCAGAACUGUGUUAUUUAUGAGUUGUUGUUGUUGUUGUUGUUGUUGUUGUUGU
Messenger RNA from Eleginops maclovinus (Patagonian blennie), 1173 nucleotides. RefSeq names its product interleukin 17a/f2 (gene il17a/f2). Gene Ontology annotation, cellular component: extracellular region. The coding region runs from base 1 to 465 and encodes 154 amino acids. Gene Ontology annotation, biological process: inflammatory response. Gene Ontology annotation, molecular function: cytokine activity. The transcript is spliced from 3 exons. The record is from RefSeq and is a predicted model, not a curated record. NCBI's taxonomy places the organism in Eukaryota, Metazoa, Chordata, Actinopteri, Perciformes, Eleginopidae.